AUGACACUCUUUUCAAUCACACCACUUGCACACCACCUUCUUCCGUCCUUACGGCUCUGGUUUGGUGCUGUCCAGUGGCCCUCUCAACGUGUUCCGCUUCUACUUUACAGAGCUCUCCCUGCCAUCCUGCCACUCCCGACCUCCACGACAUGUGAUCUGAACUUCACGACAUAGUGCAUAGACUAUCGCAAACGCUGGGCCAUUUAAUGCCGCGCCAUCCACGGAUAACCUUCAAGAAACCGACGACUCCCUCUGAGCGUCCUCGUCAUGUGGCAUGGACAUUCAUAUAAUCGUGAACCAAGAUAGGACUUCACAUCCCAGCAUUUCUUAGG
Molecule: messenger RNA, 332 nt
Organism: Laccaria bicolor S238N-H82
Lineage: Eukaryota; Fungi; Basidiomycota; Agaricomycetes; Agaricales; Hydnangiaceae
Exons: 2
Coding region: 1-174 (57 amino acids)
Source: RefSeq, a predicted model, not a curated record